Gavia stellata (red-throated loon) is the source of this 495-nucleotide messenger RNA. RefSeq names its product small lysine rich protein 1 (gene SMKR1). NCBI's taxonomy places the organism in Eukaryota, Metazoa, Chordata, Aves, Gaviiformes, Gaviidae. Bases 267 to 473 code for a protein of 68 amino acids. The record is from RefSeq and is a predicted model, not a curated record. The transcript is spliced from 3 exons.
UGCUCGGGGCCGCUGCAGGCAGAGCGGGAGCUCCGGUGGGCUGCGCUUAAGCGUUGUGGUUUUAUUUCCGGAGCGCUGUGUCUCCGCGGGACGGGCGCCUCUCACCCGGCGGGGGAAAGGCUGUGGAGAACUCGUUGUCUUUUCAGGCGGGGGGUGUGGGGGAAGCUCUCCACAGCUUCGUUUCUUCAGCCCGUGCUGUGGAGUCAGGGAGGGUCCAUCUUCAGGGCUUGAUGUGGAGUCCCUCUGCUCAGUAAAAGGACUUGGCCAUGGUAGUUAAAAGUAGCAAACCCAAGCGUGGCAAAGGCAAAAGCUCCAAAAAGAAAGCAAAGAAGGUGGUGAAGGAAGUGGAUAUCCUCAGCCCAGCUGCCAUGCUCAAUGCUUACUACAUCUGCCACAAUGCCCCUGCCUGCUUGGAGUUCCGGGGCUUUCCCUGGCCUGGCUCCCCCAAAAAGAAGGGGAAGAAAGGAAAGUAACUGGGUGGCUGGAAAACAAAGG